GGAAGGGGGGACCACAUCGCAGCCGCACAACAGUAGAGCCGCAUCCGCAGCGCCGAGGGGGAGGGAGGGACUGGGAGGCAGGGAAGGAGGAGGAGACGCCGCGACGCGAGGAGGAAGAAGAAGCAGCAGCCGCCGCGCAGCAGCAGCAGCAUCCCCAACCCCAUCCCCCACCCAAAGGCGAUUCCAAGCAGCACCUCCUAAGAAGCGGAGGGGAUCGCACGCAAUCCGCCCGCCGAUUCCAUCGCCACCCGCGCCUCGCCCGCCCCUUUCCGACCCUAGGGUUGCGGGUGCUUGGGGUGGGUUCCGACCCGCGAGGCUUCCCACCCUAGGGUGGGGCCGCCUCCUCGCUCCGCCCCCCCGCCGCUCUCUGCUGCUAGGCUUAGGUUAGGGUUCGACGCUGGGGGGAGGGGCGUCCUCCUCCUCCGCCGCCCCCGCCGCCAAUGCCUCCCGGCGGUAGGCGCGGCGCCAAGCAGGGCCGCAAGUGGACCAGGGAACCCCAACUCGGCGACCUCGUCCUCGCCAAGAUCAAGGGAUACCCGGCCUGGCCAGCCAAGAUCAGCAGGCCUGAGGACUGGGACCAGACGCCAACGCCGCGCAAGUUCUUCGUCUACUUCUAUGGCACCAGAGAGAUUGCUUUUGUACCACUGGCAGAUCUUCAGGAAUUUACGGAGAAGACAAAGAAUGAUCUGUUAGAUCGAGCUCCAAAUAUUAAAGUGCAAAGAAAAUAUGUCCAAGCUUAUAAUGAUGCCGUAGAGCAGAUCUGCAAGGCAUAUAGUGAGCUGCCAAAAUCAUCUGAAGCUGCAAGUGGAGCAUUGCUUGAUCAGAGUGAAAAGACUACAGAGCACCUUGCGAAGUCACCUGUCGAUGGUGAGACUCCAGGGUUGGACCGAAUGGAGAGUGAUAGCCCUACUGAUGACUCGAAUGCUUCAGGGCAAGGCUCAGGUACUGAGGAGGACAUGAAAGAUGGUGGUCAUGAAAUAGGGGAUCAUUCUUUAGCAGUGUCUCAAAACAAAACAUCUUCACUACAGGAUCCUGAGCAUCCGAAGACAAAAAAGCCGGUUGCAUCCAAGUCUGCACUUGACAUGUACCUAGAACAGGAGCAUUCACCAACUUCUGUGCGUGCAGAAAGGGAGACUGAAGAGGUUAAAAUUGAAAAUGAGAGCCGUCCACCAGAAGGUUUUGUUCUGGACCCUAACUUGGAGGUAGUUUGCGCCCUUGAAGUGCCAAUGAAAUCUAAAGCCAACAAGCUGUUGAGGAAUGCUGAAAAGAAGGAAAAUAAGCGUGCUGAUAUUGGUAGUUCUACUGGAAGGACUGCUACAGAGGUUGCAUCCGAUGUAUUAAACAUGACGGCUGACAAAGAGAGCAGAGAAUUUAAGAAGUCAAAAAUCACAGCAAAACAAUCACUUGCCACUGGUUCAGAGAAAAGGGACCAUAAUAAAAUUGUGCAUGGCAAGCCUGAUAAGGAGUUGACUGGAAAAUCAUCUGGUGGGUUUUCUUCCGAUAAGAAGUCUCUGCCUGGUGGUGGCCAACGCAAGACGGACAGUAAUACUGAUAUACGUCCGGCAAAAAAGCCAAGACUUAUGGACAAGGCUGGUGAAACAGAUAAGACAGUUGCCAAGAGUGAGGCGAAGUUAAGCAUUAAUUAUGAAAAGCAUAAUGCUAUGAAACAUGAGAGAUCUACCGCUGUAGAAACAGGAAAAAACACGAUUCCUAAGACUAGUAUCAGUGAUGAUAGGGCACGGAGAUCAGAUAGUGUUGUAUCACCCGUAUCAAGGCUUCAUUCUGAGGUUUUGGAACCAGCAUCUUGUUCUGCAACUCAGUCAACUAUCGCUGAUUCUGCUAAAAAGGGUUCAAGCAUGAAGGAGGGUGCCUCACGUGUUGAUAGGCAAUUGGCCAAACCCAAGAGAAGAGCGUGUCGCUUUGAUGAUGACGAGGAUGAAGGACAGAGAACACCACUUCACAGAACUUCGGCCAAAUCUAUCUCUACACAUAUAGUCCCAGCUGAAAAGGCAGGUAGUCGGGGAAAAUUUUCAUCUCAUGUUGGCAAUGCUUCUUUAAAAAAAUCAGGCCCUGCAAGAGAAGAGAAAUCAAAAGGUUCUGGGAUGUCACCUGCGAAGCAUGAGCUAGUUUGUUCUUCACCGAAUCAGGAUAAAAUGCAUGCCAGACAACAGGUAAUGGGGAGAAGAUCACUCACAGGGUCAGCUGAUACUUCUGCUGGCAUGGGUAACAAAAUGAACCUGCUUGAUCGCAAAUCCUCUAGUCAAGUAAAAAUGCCUACAUCCUCUGAGGUGAAGAAACUUCAUAGUUCUUCUAAACAGUUGCACCUAACAUCUGGGAACUCCCAUUCUCGAAACUAUCCUGCCUCAGAAAAGAACUCCUUGCUUUCUAAAUCGGAAGACACGAAGGCAAAAUUGAAGCCUGGGGCACAGGCUGUUGAGCAUAAGGUGAGCACCACUGUGACUGUGUCAGCUGAACGGGCUGGGAAGCGUGAUCACUUGAAAGAGGAAAGAUCCAUUUCUGUUGAUAAAGCAGCUUCUUCUGAACCUAACCCUGACUCGGUCAAGUCAAUGAAACAUCUUAUUGCAGCUGCCCAAGCAAGGAGAAACCUUAUGGCGUCUACUCAUGGAAAGUUUGAUGGGUCUUUGACUGAUAAUGUUGGUAGUACCUCAACACCAUAUGGUUUGCCAGGACUAAGCCCUAGUCCUGUUUUUCGCAUUCCAUCCCCACCCAGAAUUGCUCUUCCUGAGAGUCCUGGUCAACGUAUUGUUCUGAAAAGCCCAAUGGAGCUUGACCAUGAGCAUGGAAAGAGUCCCAAAUCUAGGCAGGCCAGCGGUUCACCUAGCGGUGGUACUGAUGCAGCGAUUGCUCGUGAUGCUUUGGAGGGAAUGAUAGAGACACUAUCAAGGACAAAGGAUAGUAUAGGACGUGCAACACGCCAUGCAAUUGAGUGCUCUAAAUAUGGCAUUGCUGGAGAGAUUGUAGAGCUUCUCGUACAGAAAUUGGAGAGCGAGCCUAAUUUGCAUCGCAGAAUUGACCUCCUUUUUCUUGUGGAUUCUAUAACGCAGUGUUCUCAUUCUCAGAGAGGCGUUGCUGGGGCUUCAUAUGUUCCCACUGUUCAAGCUUCGUUGCCUCGUCUUUUGGGUGCUGCUGCUCCACCUGGAUCUAGUGCUCGUGAAAACCGGCGCCAGUGCCUCAAAGUUUUAAGAUUGUGGCUUGAGAGAAAGAUUAUGCCAGAAGAAAUACUCCGAAAGUACAUGGGUGAUAUCGAGGUGCCAAAUGAUGAUACUAGCACUAGUUUUAUGCUGAAGCGACCAUCCCGUGCUGAACGCUCUGUAGAUGAUCCUAUUAGGGAGAUGGAUGACAUGCUUGUUGAUGAGUAUGGAAGCAAUGCAACUUUUGAGCUUUCUGGAAUUUUAUCAUCAAAAGUCUUUGAAGAUGAUGAAGACUUCCCUCGAAAUAAUGGAUUAUCACCAUUUAUUUCGCAGCCUGUUGAAAGUGAUAACAUACGAGAAACUGAAGAUACUAUUGCUCCAGCCUCUGUUGAGGAGCACAUUAUUAGACCAGAGAAUGUAACUACUGUUGCUGCUAUGGAAGGUGCUUUGGAAGGCAAUAAGCAACAUACUGAUGGUGCUAUCCUUAUUGAACAUGACUCUAGACAAGAGCCUGGUUCAGAGCAGGCAUUGAUCGAUCAGAAUGAGCUUCCCCCUCUGCCUGAUGGCCCUCCACCGCUUCCAUCAGAUUCACCACCUCCUCCACCUCUUCCAUCAGAUUCACCACCCCCUCCACCGCUUCCAUCAGGUUCAUCACCUCCUCCACCGCUUCCAUCCGAUUCACCACCUCCUCCACCUCCUUUGCCUCCUUCACCGCCUCCUGCUACACCACCUCCGCCGCCACCGCUUCCACUUUCGCCGGCUUCACCACCUCCACCACCACCUCCCCCGCUGCCUUCUGGACCACCUCCUCAGCCUGCUCCACCACGUCCGCCAACCCAGGCCCCACCUCUUCCUUCUAUUCUGCCGCCUGUUCCUUCAUCUCCAUCAUCAUUAGGUUAUCAGCCUCCAGCUCCAGAGUACUUCAGGACACCCAAUGGUAACCAAUUGACCCAGAUGACAGGAAAUACAUCAAUUCAAGCUAUUGGAAAUACAACAAACUUCAUUCCUGGUGGAUCAGCCAAUGGACAAACUGCGGUUAAUUUUGUACCUUCAAUGCCAGCAGAGUACGGAAACAAUAACGUGUUUAUGGCACCACAAACGUCUAAUGGUAAUUACCAGUUUCGGCCAACUGGUGUACCUUUUCAGCAAGGGAAUUUCAGUGCCUUUCCAUCUGCGCAAACCCCACCAGUUCAUUCACACUCUCGUAUCGCACACAUGAAUCCCUUGGCUCAACAAGCUGUACCACCUCCGCGCAAUCCUUAUAUUGUGCAGUCCUUUCCAAACAGUCAGAGUCAUUAUCCAUCUGAAGAGCAUUGGCGGAUGGCAUCUGGUAACUUCAGUCCAGAUGACCAGCAUAAUAAUUGGCUGGCAGGUGCCAGAGCACUAUCUUGCUCAGAAGGGUCAUUUGUGCAGGAUGGAUAUUCAAGGUCGAACAUUGACAGAUCUUCAAUGAAUCCUAUGAAUCAUCAACAUACUGCUCUAAACCAUUUGCCAUCUGGAGCACCACUACCAGGCCAUGUUGUUCCUCAGAUGCUACCAGCCAGUUCUGAUAUCCACACACUUAAUUGCUGGAGGCCUUCUUGAUAAAGUUGUAAACUGAACUCCUUGCUUGAGGUUUUGACAUGUGAAGUUCGGGGAACUGGAUGCAAUUUGAAUUGAGUGCAACAAGUGCUGGUUUUGUUUAGUCUGUUUUGUGAUGGAGAUGCACUUGCCUGGGGUGUAACGAUGAGAUCUGCCAUAGUAUUUGGAAAGGACAUUUACAAUGUCUGAAGAAUGUUACUGAAAUGAAGACAAGUUUUGAUUUGUUGAUGCGGAUAUUGGUGACUUGGAUGGAGUCGAGGGGAGCUUCUGUAGCCAGCUAAACGCUUUGGUUUGAAGAGGUAAAAUGUAGAUUUUGUAGAAAAAGAUAUGUACAGCUGCUAACACAAUGUAUGGUAGUCCCUCGGCGCAAGCUGGGGAUGUCUAAUGGGGGUUCUGAAACCAUUUUGGAUAAUUGCAAGAAAGGCUACAGGUAGUUAGGCAUGUAGUGCGAUGCAAUGACACUUUGGUUUUUCGAAGCCAUCUUUGAAGAGAAAGCAAUGAGACGAGCAGCUUUAGUGAUGUUGCUCUUGUAUGUAUCUGUGAUGGUGUGUGUUUUUGCAUUGCACAAUCGGUUCAUUUGGUGGUGUCUUGCGAGAU
This is a messenger RNA of Panicum hallii, 5330 nucleotides long. RefSeq names its product ENHANCER OF AG-4 protein 2. Gene Ontology annotation, molecular function: transcription coregulator activity; double-stranded DNA binding. Bases 441 to 4736 code for a protein of 1431 amino acids. Lineage: Eukaryota; Viridiplantae; Streptophyta; Magnoliopsida; Poales; Poaceae. The transcript has 13 exons. Gene Ontology annotation, biological process: regulation of transcription by RNA polymerase II. Gene Ontology annotation, cellular component: nucleus. The record is from RefSeq and is a predicted model, not a curated record.